Molecule: messenger RNA, 1059 nt
Organism: Ictalurus furcatus (blue catfish)
Lineage: Eukaryota; Metazoa; Chordata; Actinopteri; Siluriformes; Ictaluridae
Gene: prdx2
Product: peroxiredoxin 2
Exons: 6
Coding region: 149-742 (197 amino acids)
Biological process (GO): cell redox homeostasis; leukocyte activation; hydrogen peroxide catabolic process
Cellular component (GO): cytosol
Molecular function (GO): thioredoxin peroxidase activity
Source: RefSeq, a predicted model, not a curated record
UGGCAGUGGCCCCGCCCCCACGUAGGUUCUCCUCGUCACGUGUUGAGUGCAGUCUCCUCAGCCGGUGCUUUAAGGGAGAGCGGCGUGUUCUCUAUCCAUCCAACGUCAGUUUUACUUUCGGACAACAAAUCUGCAGCAAGCCCUCGAGAUGUCUGCUGGAAACGCCAAGAUCGGUCAUCCUGCUCCUCAGUUCAAGGUCACGGCAGUGGUGGGCGGCCAGUUUAAAGACGUCCAGCUCUCCGACUACAGAGGAAAGUACGUGAUUUUGUUCUUCUAUCCCCUGGACUUCACCUUCGUGUGCCCCACUGAGAUCAUCGCCUUCAGCGAUCGCGUCGAAGAGUUCCGUAAGAUCGACUGUGAGGUCCUCGCCGCCUCCACCGACUCUCACUUCAGUCACCUGGCCUGGAUCAACACCCCGAGGAAACAGGGAGGUCUGGGCUCCAUGAACAUCCCUCUGCUGGCCGACCUGACCCAGUCCGUCUCCCGCGAUUACGGCGUGCUGAAGGAGGACGAGGGCAUCGCCUAUAGAGGGCUGUUUGUGAUCGACGAUAAGGGCAUCCUGAGGCAGAUCACCAUCAACGACCUGCCCGUGGGCCGCUCGGUGGACGAGACCCUCCGCCUGGUUCAGGCUUUCCAGCACACCGACAAGUACGGAGAAGUCUGCCCUGCUGGAUGGAAGCCCGGAAGUGACACCAUCGUCCCUGACGUUCAGAAGAGCAAAGAGUUUUUCUCCAAGCAGUAACGUGUUCCUCGCGUCUGCCCCGGAGACUCAGACCCAGCGGGGUACUGAAGCACUGAAAAAACCCUGUUGGGGUUUCCUUUUUGUUUUCUGCUGUUUGAGCCUUAGAGAAUGAAUACCAACAUUAACACUUAUGUUUUUGUCUGCUGUUACUUUAAUUGAAUUUAAGUCUGUUGUAACAUGUGCUGAAAUUCCUACAGUUUUUUUUAUUUUUUUUCCUGUUAUGAAACCAUCGUAAAAGAAUUUGUACUAGUCAACCAUCCAGGUCUGCUGUGUUAACCGUCCUGACAUUGACCAAUAAAGAUGGUGGUUUAAAAUCA